Molecule: messenger RNA, 2223 nt
Organism: Bombus pascuorum
Lineage: Eukaryota; Metazoa; Arthropoda; Insecta; Hymenoptera; Apidae
Product: protein MTO1 homolog, mitochondrial
Exons: 10
Coding region: 169-2124 (651 amino acids)
Biological process (GO): tRNA wobble uridine modification; tRNA methylation
Cellular component (GO): cytosol
Molecular function (GO): flavin adenine dinucleotide binding
Source: RefSeq, a predicted model, not a curated record
AUCUUAUUAAUAAAAAUGCGAGUGGAGGAAGUAUUUAUUGAGAAACCUGUAAAAAUAUAAAUAUACAUAUAAAUAAAUAAAUUAAAGUUGAAUAUAUGUAUAUUAAUGAUAUAAAGAUAUUUUCACAAUUAAGUGUAGUAAAUUAUAACAGAAUACUUUGGUAAUAAAAUGAGCUAUAAGAAGAUCAGAUUGCCUCUAUUAGGCAGAAAUUAUAGACAACGUUUUCUUCAAUUAUUAAGAAAUCUUUCGUCAAGCAAUGAUCAGUAUAAAUUUGAUGUCAUUGUUAUUGGUGGUGGUCAUGCUGGAACAGAAGCUUGUGCAGCAGCUGCUAGGAUGGGUGCAAAAACAUUAUUAGUUACUCAUAAGAAAAGCACGAUAGGAGAAAUGUCGUGUAAUCCAUCCUUUGGUGGAAUUGGAAAAGGGAACCUUAUGAGAGAAAUAGAUGCUUUAGAUGGUAUUUGUUGCCGUAUAUGUGACAUCUCUGGAAUUAAUUAUAAAAUACUAAAUAUUUCUAGAGGACCAGCUGUAUGGGGAUAUAGAGCUCAAAUUGAUCGUGUCUUAUAUAAGAAUCACAUACAGAAGGAGCUUUUCAAUACACCUGGUUUACAAAUAUAUGAAUCCUCUGUGGAAGAUUUAAUUGUACAUGGAGAUUCUCCAAGUUGUCAUGGAAUAAUUCUUAAGGAUGGGACAAAAAUAUACAGUGAUACAGUUGUCAUAACAACAGGUACUUUUUUAAAAGGUCAAAUUAAUAUUGGGUUAGAAAAAAGACCUGCUGGUAGAUUUGGUGAUGAACCCAGCAUUGGAUUAGCUAACACGUUAGAAACAAUUGGAUUUAGAAUGGGAAGAUUAAAAACUGGUACACCACCGCGGCUAGAAAAAUCUACUAUCGAUUUUUCCAAAUGUCAUGUAUCUAAACCAGACAAAGUAUCAAUGCCAUUUUCAUUCAUGAAUAAUACUGUCUGGUUACCCGUAGAACAACAAAUAAAUACUUAUCUAACAUAUACAAACGAAGCUGUCUCAAAAAUUGUAAAAGACAACAUGCAUUGUAAUUUACACGUUACAGAGGAGAUAUCAGGACCGCGGUAUUGUCCAAGUAUAGAAAGCAAAGUUCUUAAGUUUAGUACACAUGAACACCAAAUUUGGCUGGAACCUGAAGGUUUAGAUUCACCCCUAAUAUACCCUUCAGGAUUAUCGUGUACACUUCCAGCAGAGAAACAAGAAGAACUUAUUAAAUGUAUUCCAGGAUUAGAAAAUGCGAAAAUGGUGAGACCAGGUUAUGGAGUUGAGUAUGAUUAUAUUGACCCAAAAGAAUUACAUGUUACGUUAGAGACCAAAAGGAUUCCAGGGCUAUUUCUUGCUGGACAAAUAAAUGGUACAACUGGUUACGAAGAAGCAGCUGCACAAGGAAUUAUAGCAGGUGUUAAUGCUGCAGCCAAGGUUCUUAAUAAAAAGCCAUUGAUAAUAAGUCGAACAGAAGGUUAUAUCGGUGUACUCAUUGAUGAUCUUACUACACUUGGUACAAACGAACCAUAUAGAAUGUUCACCAGUCGUGCAGAAUUUCGAUUAAGUCUACGACCAGAUAAUGCAGAUCAAAGGCUUACCAAAAAGGGAUAUGAAAGUGGUUGCGUAUCAGAGGAAAGAAUGAUAAAAACAGAAGCAAUUUUAUCCAAACUAACAGAAAAUAUAGAGUUAUUUAAAAAUGAAAUUCAUCACAAUGCAAAGUGGUGUCAAUUAUUGGGUAUUAAACCUUCUAGGAAUCGUAAUUUAAGAUCUGGUUUUGAUAUAUUACAGUUUUGUGAAAUUGAUCUAGUUAUCAAAGCACUUCCUGACCGCUUUGGACAUCUUGCGGAUGAUCCCAUUAUUUCAAGAAGAUUAAAGAUAGAAGCAUUGUAUGCAGAUUGCUUAAAGAGAAUAGAGAUAGAAAUCAGUGAAAUUCGCAAAAACGAACAGAUGCUUAUCCCGCCAUCCAUAGACUAUAACUUGCCUCAAUUAAAUUUAUCCAUAGAAGAAAAGGAAAAACUCUCUGAGUUUCAACCAUUUACAAUUGCUGCAGCCAGUCGUAUUCAAGGAGUCACUCCACCUGCUAUUUUGCGUUUAAUCAGUUAUAUACGGAAAAAUAUAUAGAAAAAUGUACAUAAUAGAGCUAGCAAAUCAACUUUAAUAGGAAAUCAACUUUAAUAGCAAAUCAACUAAAAUAAAUAGCCGAUCAAAUCAUAUACUUUA